Spodoptera litura is the source of this 1294-nucleotide messenger RNA. RefSeq lists its product as uncharacterized. NCBI's taxonomy places the organism in Eukaryota, Metazoa, Arthropoda, Insecta, Lepidoptera, Noctuidae. The record is from RefSeq and is a predicted model, not a curated record.
CGAAUUGAUAGUGGUGCAUAUAAAUAUAUGAGUGAUUCAAUAGAGGACACAACACGUUCACCAUGGCCCUUCUGUACAUAACCAUCGCUUUAGCGAUCCAGGGUUCAUUCGCCUUCGAUAAUGUAACAGAUUCUUUAGAAUAUAUCAACAGCUGUGAAGUAGUAAACACGACAGUGGAAAUUGAAAAUGAAGUUUUUGUUGAACCUCCACCUAAAGACCAGAAGGAAUGGAUCGACUUCUUUCUACUUCCCGACACUCACUUGCAUCCAACAUCUUCAGUUGCCAUGAUGUCCCAAGCGAUCAAUUCAGAGAAGUCAGUCGAAGAACAACUAGAUGAAAUCAAGGAAAUCGCACAGAAGAUCACUCUCGCUAUACAGAGCGAAAUGGCGAAUCUCUUGUCCUAUGCCCUCAAUAGUAUUGAAAAAGAUGAAAACGGACUAGGAGAAAACAGUUGUCGUAAAAAGCGAUCAGUUGAAACUCCCAUGGCUAGCACACAACUAGUGACCAGGUUGCUAAAACAUAUCAAAAGUAACAACGAAUAUCAGAACAUUGCCAUCGACAAAAUGAUGACUGCUCAAGAAAUUGCUGACAAGUAUGGAAUUGAGUUCAGUCCUGACACUGAAAUACUGUCUGACCUCGCUAUUGCGGCUAACCAGCAGGCUGAUGAGAUGAACUCGCUGUUACAAGAAUCUUUAGAGAUGAAAAACGUUUCUCGUAGUGUCUCAACACCAUUAAAAUCUAAAGUGCAUCGUGAACAGAAACCUGUUACGCCUGCUCAGCCAGCAACUACGCAUCACCAUCACGUCGACCCUUACGCUUACAACUAUCCUUACGAGACUCAGAUCCCCGCUCCUCCUCAGAAUUACUACAGCAGCCCGCCUGUAAGUAAGAGACCAAACUUUUACGACACCGUUUCUUACGCUCCUCAGGAAUACUCUUACUGCUCAAUGGAGCCUGUAACUUCAGCUUCAACUAUCAUUUUACCUAUUGAAGAGAUUCUGGAACCUGAACCAGAAUUAGUAGGUGAGGAGCUAGAAGAAACAAUUUCUUCUAAAGUGUACGUAGAUAGAGGAGAAGAACCAGGCUCCGCUACAGUCAGUCAUGUCAUGACUUACACAGUCGGGGAACGAUCACACUUCAGAACACCAGAAAUUGAGAGGUUACCUCAACAAAUGCAAUAUUGCUUUUUCCUCGUAUAAACUUUAAUUACGAUAGGCUAAUUAUUAUUAUUAUUUUAGUAAUACUUGUUAUGUGUCUCGUCUGCUUACGAACGAAUAAUAAAAAGGCUGCGAUG